Enhydra lutris kenyoni (northern sea otter) is the source of this 2812-nucleotide messenger RNA. Its product is annotated as general transcription factor IIF subunit 2. The transcript is spliced from 8 exons. The record is from RefSeq and is a predicted model, not a curated record. NCBI's taxonomy places the organism in Eukaryota, Metazoa, Chordata, Mammalia, Carnivora, Mustelidae. The coding region runs from base 135 to 890 and encodes 251 amino acids. Gene Ontology annotation, cellular component: transcription factor TFIIF complex. Gene Ontology annotation, biological process: transcription initiation at RNA polymerase II promoter; transcription by RNA polymerase II.
UCUUGGCGGGUGGACGCGGUUUCUUCCUAUUUCGCCUCUGACAGAGGCACACAGUGUUCUCCGGUCCUUUGCACCGCAGGCCCCCAGCUCCCGAGCAGCUGCUCCGGUCCGCUCGCUUCCACCGCAACAGACCCAUGGCGGAACGUGGGGAGCUCGAUCUGACCGGCGCCAAACAGAACACCGGAGUGUGGCUGGUCAAGGUUCCUAAAUAUUUGUCACAGCAAUGGGCUAAAGCCCCCGGAAGAGGUGAAGUUGGGAAACUGCGGAUUGCCAAGAGUCAAGGAAGGACUGAGGUGUCAUUUACUUUGAAUGAGGAUCUUGCAAAUAUUCACGACAUUGGUGGAAAACCAGCAUCAGUCAGCACUCCUAGAGAACAUCCAUUUGUCUUACAAAGUGUUGGAGGACAGACAUUAACAGUCUUUACUGAGAGCUCAUCAGACAAACUUUCAUUGGAAGGAAUAGUGGUACAAAGAGCUGAAUGCCGACCUGCGGCCAGUGAAAACUACAUGAGAUUAAAAAGAUUGCAAAUAGAAGAAUCUUCCAAACCUGUAAGGCUAUCACAACAACUGGACAAAGUUGUGACAACCAAUUAUAAACCUGUUGCUAAUCAUCAGUAUAAUCCUUUUCACGUCUGUGUCUGGCUUCUGAAUGUUCACAGUACACUUGCAGUCCGGAGGGCUGCUGGCUCCCGGCCACAGUGCUCCCAGCGAUUGCUCUUUGCAGUUUUGAUCAAGAGCAGUGCGGCCAAUUGUUUGAUUGUUUGUGUCCAGGGGUACCUAAAGGAAAUCUUGAAAGAAAUUGGCGUUCAGAAUGUAAAAGGGACCCACAAAAACACAUGGGAGCUGAAGCCAGAGUAUAGACAUUAUCAAGGAGAAGAAAAGAGUGAUUAAGAAGACUUCGCCAGCAUGCCAGCAGAACAACUAAAGGGCGGUGCGCUGAGGAAGCACCACCGAAACUCAGAUACUUGAGUACCGUCUGUUGUAGGGGUGAAAUGACUGGAACUUUAAUUUUCCUAGGUAAAUUUUUUAAACAAUAAUUCUUGUAAAGUUACUCAAGUGUUGUUGUUUUUGGUUUGGUUUUUUUUUUUUUUUUUUUUUUGAGGAAAAAAAUUUAUUUAUAGGCUUGUAUUAAACCUAGAUUAUUCAGAAGGGGGUGAGGGGUUGGGGAGGUUAAGAAGGUUUUUCUUUUUAAAUACUGACUUUUAAAAUGUAAAACUAGGAAAUGUUUUCUAGAUGAGGACUCUCUGUCCUUGUUUUCUCUGAGGAUCUGAGGUGAUGGAAAGCGGAAGUGAAUGGCAAAGCCAGAAAAAAGCGGUCAACUACAGAAAGACUUAAAGGGAAUAAAAAACCAAAGUUCCUUAUUCUGACAUCGUCAAAGAACAAAGCUGUCUUUAUUUAUUUAUUUUUUACAGGAGAUCAUGUUUCAUAUUCACACCCAUUAAUAAAGAAGAGGGCAUUUAUGUUUGUACCUAAGAUAGCAGUUUUCAUUAUUAGCUUGCAUAUUUAACCCUCCUGUUAGUGACAUGAGAAAUGGGAAAAAUCUUGGCCAAUGACUAUAUCUUUUAUUUGCUUUUAUUUAUUUUUUAAAAGAUUGGCUUGUUUAAGUAAUCUCUGCAUCCAGCAAGGGACUUGAACUCAUUACCCCACAAUCAAGAGUCACGUGGUCUACCAACUAAACCAACCUGGUGCCCCUCUUUUAUUUUGUUUUUAAAAGAAUUAGAAAUUAAAUAUUUUCCCAAUAAUUCAAUAUCUGUCUCUCCCAUCCAGAUUAUAAGCUUCUCAGAAACUGAUUUUGUUCCAUAAUUUUGCUUCAUACUCAGCUGGCAGAUACUGAUUGUCGCCUGACGAAUGAUGUCGACAAACUAACGGAGGGUUGUAGGGGUGAGGCCGGUAUGUAUUAGGCAGGCACAAAAACAAACGUACCCACAAACAAGACCACGCAAGUAAACAAAGGAAACUUUUAACAAGUUAAUUGCUUCUGGGCCUUUUGGCUAAGAUCAAGUGUAACAAAUAACCACAAGGAAAAGUUGCUUUUCAUUUGUUCAUUUUGUCAGCUGCUUCUGUAUGUGCCCAACCCAACCAAGAAGGAACGAAUGCAAGAAAUUUAAGAAACUGUUACAUAACUAAAGCCAAUCAAAGAGGAAUCUAUCCUUUGAAAUAAAUAUUUUUCUGUAUUAUUUGAUUUUCAGCAGGGAACACCAUCAUGCAGAGGCUGAGGACAACUGCUUUGAGAAAACAUCUACCUUUGCAUUCCCACUGUAAACUAUAAUUCUGAUGAGGGAGGGUGGUCUUAUUCUACGUUGUUCUGGUGCAGGAACCAAAUGUAUCCCCCUUACCUUUGUUUCUGACAGAGACUCAGUGUAAGGGAGCAGAUGGAUAAUGGUGUGACCGAUCUGUGUAGAACUGAGAAUUCUGGAUACCUGUCAUGUGCUUGGUUCAUAGCAUAUAUCUCCCCCUGCAGACCUUGUCUUUUUUUGAUGUUUGGCCCUGCCCUGAAACAUACCUCUGUGUCCUCUCCUUCUGUCUUUAGUUUUUAUGGUGACCGUGCCUGCCAGAUUGAACUGUAUAGCUGCUGGCAGAGCUUCCGGGCAGGGCUAUGUCUCCUCAGAAGCUCUGCUCUGCUAUUUCUGCCAGGUCUGGUUUCUUCAGCUUAUUUUAGGUAUCUUUUACCUCAUCACACCUGACAGUAUCUGCUUGAGUCAUUUAAACACUUGUUACUUGUUCAGUGGCAGAGCUAAUCUAGGCGGUAGACUGGUACCAUUCCUGAUUAGAUUUUUUGAAAUUGCUUUCUUAUUUAAUACUAAAAUAUGGCU